Molecule: messenger RNA, 1002 nt
Organism: Cyphellophora europaea CBS 101466
Lineage: Eukaryota; Fungi; Ascomycota; Eurotiomycetes; Chaetothyriales; Cyphellophoraceae
Exons: 1
Coding region: 1-1002 (333 amino acids)
Biological process (GO): iron-sulfur cluster assembly
Cellular component (GO): cytosol
Molecular function (GO): ATP binding; 4 iron, 4 sulfur cluster binding; ATP-dependent FeS chaperone activity
Source: RefSeq, a predicted model, not a curated record
AUGCCGCUCGACAACGUUCGUAACGUCGUCCUUGUCCUCUCCGGCAAGGGCGGCGUCGGCAAAUCCAGCGUUACCCUCCAGCUCGCCCUCGCGCUCACACAGCAGGGCCACAACGUCGGCAUCCUCGACAUCGACCUGACCGGCCCCUCAAUACCACGCCUCCUCGGUCUGGAAGACAAGAAAGUCACUCAGGCCCCGGGUGGCUGGCUGCCCGUCAAAGUCCACGAUGCUCUGACCGCGUCCGCCUCAUCCACAGCCGCAACCUCGAACGGCGCAGCCACUUCCGCACCAUCUACAGACGCCGCCACAUCAGAAGCGCAACCACCCUCGUCAUCCAAACGCGGCUCCCUCCACGCCCUCUCGCUCGCCUUCCUCCUCCCCUCCCGCUCCUCCGCCGUCAUCUGGCGCGGCCCCAAAAAGACCGCCAUGGUGCGGCAAUUCGUGUCCGACGUGCUCUGGCCGCCCGGCACCGACUACCUGCUCAUCGACACCCCGCCAGGCACGUCGGACGAGCACAUCGCCAUCGUCGAGGAACUACACAAGCACGCCACCGUGGAUGCGCUAGGACCGGCCCAGGGCCUCACGGCGGCUGCUGGUCCGAGGUUGGUGGGCGCGGUCGUCGUCACGACGCCACAGGCCAUCAGCGUCGCGGAUGUGAGGAAGGAGUUGAAUUUCUGCGUCAAGACGCAGGUGCCGGUGGUUGGCGUGGUGGAGAAUAUGAGCGGGUAUAUGUGUCCGUGCUGUGGAGAGGUGAGCCAUAUCUUCAGCAAGGGGGGCGGAGAGGUCAUGGCGCGGGAGAUGGGGAUCCGCUUCCUCGGCGGUGUGCCGGUCGACACGGGCUACGGGGAGAUGGUGGAAGCCAAGGGGGAAGGUGCGGGGCUGUUGGUCGACAGGUAUGCGAAGACGGGGCUGAGUCGCGUGUUUGAGGGGUUUGCGAGGGUGGUGGAUGAGGUCGCGAAAGGCGAGCCGUCGCCGCCGCCAGCUAUUACGGAAAGAUCAUAG